Cicer arietinum (chickpea) is the source of this 1372-nucleotide messenger RNA. The record is from RefSeq and is a predicted model, not a curated record. Lineage: Eukaryota; Viridiplantae; Streptophyta; Magnoliopsida; Fabales; Fabaceae.
UCUUCCACCUUAUCAUGACAAAUGAGUCAAUAAUUUACAUUAUUUCGUAUCUCUAAACAUUGCUAGAAACAUUAUAAAGCAUAGACAUGACAUUAAGUGGAAAAGUGGAGGGUGAAGUAGAAAUUGAAGCACCUGCUGCUAAAUUCUACAAUAUUUUUAGAAAGCAACUUCAUCAUAUUCCUAAUAUCGCCACAGAUGUGGUUCAUGGAGCUGAAUUGCAUGAAGGAGACUGGGAAAACGUUGGUUCUAUCAAACAAUGGAACUAUACAAUAGGUGGAAUAAAACAAAGUGCUAAAACAAAAAUUGAGACUAUAGAUGAUGAUAAUAUGGUCCUAACAUAUAGUAUAUUUGAUGGGGAAAUGAGUGAGAGUUAUAAGAGUUUAAAGAUAACAUUACAAGUAAUUGGUAAGGAACAUGGUGGGCUUGUGAAAUGGACCUACGAAUAUGAGAAGCUAAAGGAAGAUAUUACAGGUGCACCUCCUGAAUCAUACUUGGAAUUUGCUGUGAAGAUCACUAAAGAUAUUGAUGCUCAUCUUGUUAAGGAAUACUUAAGAUAUAACAUUAUUCAAUAUCUCUACAUUAGUAGAAACAUUAGAGACAUGACAUUAAGUGGGAAAGUGGAGGGUGAAGUAGAAAUUGAAGCACCUGCAGCUAAAUUCUACAAUAUUUUUAGAAAGCAACUUCAUCAUAUUCCUAAUAUUGCAUCAGAUUCAGUACAUGGAGCUAAAGUGCAUGAAGGUGACUGGGAAAACGUUGGUUCUAUCAAACAAUGGGACUUUACAAUAGAAGGAACAAAACUAAGUGCUAAAGAAAAAAUUGAGAGUAUAGAUGAUGACAAUAAGGUAAUAACAUAUAGCAUCUUUGAUGGGGAUGUGAGUGAGAAUUACAAGAGUUUCAAGGGCACAUUGCAAGUGGUUGAUAAGGAACAUGGUGGGAUUGUGAAAUGGACUUUUGAAUAUGAGAAGCUAAAGGAAGAUAUUAUAGGUGCAUCUCCUGAAUCAUACUUGGACUUUGCUGUAAAGGUCACUAAAGAUAUUGAUGCUCAUCUUGUCAAGGAAUAGCAACAAGAUUAUCAAAGAUGAAGAUAAAAUGUGUGUUUGGUUUGAAUUAUUAUUUAUCACAAGCAUCUUAUAAUAAAAUUUGUUGUGAUGGAUGUGUUUAAUAAUCAGCUAAUAAUAAGACACUCUAUAACACACAUUUUUUUUUAAUAUAUUUUAUUUUAUUGGUUAAAAUUUAUAUAUGUUCUGUCAAAUUUAUGAGAUCCACAUAAUUUGAUAGAUCAAAAUUUAUGUAAGUUUUAACUAAUAAAAAAAAUGUUAAAAUGUGUGUGAGAGUAAAUAUUAUUGCUAGCACUCCUGUAAAUUAAGUAUAA